Messenger RNA from Penicillium angulare, 1545 nucleotides. RefSeq lists its product as uncharacterized. The transcript is spliced from 5 exons. The record is from RefSeq and is a predicted model, not a curated record. Gene Ontology annotation, biological process: DNA repair. NCBI's taxonomy places the organism in Eukaryota, Fungi, Ascomycota, Eurotiomycetes, Eurotiales, Aspergillaceae. The coding region runs from base 1 to 1545 and encodes 514 amino acids.
AUGGACUUCUUUCAGGUCACUGAUAUUUGGUCGGAAAAAAUAAACGGACAUAUCGGAAUGAAGGUACGAUUCGAGAAAAUCAAUGUUUCCAAAAAGAGCUGGUGGGCUAUCAAAGGAUCUGCAAAUCCCGUGCCCCAUGGGGCACGGGAUUUUAAUAUCUGCCCAGAACUCACAGUAUGCGAGACUUGCGAAGGUAAAAGCCCGCGGAUAUUUAAAGAAGGAUGGAUGUGUCUUAGUCCAAAUUGCGGUCAAUUCUGGCAAAUGGACGGACUCGAAGUACCCCAAGACCUGACAUAUGACGAGGCCUUCCUCAACAAACGCGAACUGCCAAAAGCCGGGAUACAAUAUCCUUUCCUUUUGAAACCAAACUUGCUGGUGGAUCUGUUGAGGGAGGAAGCUGUUCCCUUGACACGAAGAGAUAACUGGCGCGGUGUUGUAUGCCCUUUGUGUGGAAAAUGCGUUCCUAGCAUGUUUUGGAAUGGGUGGAAUUGUAGCUGGAAGACUGACAUCCAGCACACCAUUCCAUGCAAAUGGACGUAUUUGUUCAACAUUACUCCAGUUUCCCUCCAAUCUCUCACCAGCACCGGCCGCGAGGACACCGCAAGUAUGAGUAAUUAUCGGCUGACUGAGUACGAGAGCACGACUUUUCACCACAAAGUGACCGAUUACAUGUCCUGCAAACCCUACGUGAAAGUCUCAUACGUACUCCCCGAUAUCGGUUCCGUCACCCAUUACAAAUCAAAUCGGUAUAUAAAUGAGCAGCCCAAGGGUCCCGAUGACACCUUUUCUUCUCUCCAAAACAGCAAUCUUGGUCUUAGACGAUAUCUCCACCAGACACAAGUUGGUGAGACCGCGACGGCUCACUUUGCCCAGAACUAUGGGAUGCACUACAAAUUUGCCGUUGCAGUCGAGUCUAAAGACUUUUCUGAGACACCAGAUUGUGUGAUACAAUCUCUUGGACGUCUGGCCUGGGCCACCAAAGAUAUCAUGGGCGACUAUGGCGAACAUGCCAUCAAAACUUGGCUGCCAAACGAACUAAUUCUCAUUGGGUACUUCGAGGGAAUGAAGAUGGGCUAUCACGACGACGGCGAAAAAGACCUAGGGCCUAUUAUUGCCACUUUUUCGGUUGGUGGGAGUCCCAAAAUGACCCUCCGUAUGAAGGCUAAGUAUUAUCACGGUGAAACGUCCUCCAGUCUCAUUACCAAGGGGGAUCCUGUACUGAAAGGCUGUCGACUUGAGGAGGAACGCCGAGCAUUGAAGGAAGAGCUUGACAAGGGGGUAAAGGACCAGGCGGCUUAUAAAGAAUCCCUGAACGCCCUUUUCCGAGAGAAGCCCAAGAAGGCAACGGGGAUGGCGCCAGUUGCUCUCAGCAUGAACUUGCAGCAUGGCGAUAUGGUGGUCAUGCAUUCCGUCGUCCCUGAUAAGAACAGCAUUCUCCGUUAUGCUAUCACUGCUCGUCACUUCAAAACAGCCACGGCGGCAGAGGCUGAUCUUCAAAAGAGUCAAUUUCAAUUGACCACCAAUCAGGUGUACGACGGGCAGUGA